Funneliformis mosseae is the source of this 220-nucleotide messenger RNA. NCBI's taxonomy places the organism in Eukaryota, Fungi, Glomeromycota, Glomeromycetes, Glomerales, Glomeraceae. The record is from the annotation of a GenBank genome assembly.
ACUUGAAAACCAGACAAGAAGUCCAACAAAUACUUACAAAAUGGAUCAAAGAAGCUUUAUCUCUAGAUUAUCACGUGGCCGUAAUAGGAGAUUUCAAUGCUGACAUGGACCGUCAACAUAACCCGACAAAUACACUCAAAUACUUUGACACAUUGCUUAGAAUGUCUAUGUUCAAUGCCUUCACCCUCAAACAUGACUGUGCAAGAAUCCGCUUUCCUUC